Messenger RNA from Pipistrellus nathusii (Nathusius's pipistrelle), 1149 nucleotides. The record is from the annotation of a GenBank genome assembly. NCBI's taxonomy places the organism in Eukaryota, Metazoa, Chordata, Mammalia, Chiroptera, Vespertilionidae.
AUGGCGGGACCCCAGGAGUUUCUGAGCGGGAAGCUCCGGCUCUGCUUCGCCCCCGCGGCCCGGACCAGCCUCCUGCUGCUCAGGCUCAACGACGCGGCGCUGCGGGCGCUGCACGAGUGCCAGCGGCAACAGGUCCGGCCGGUGAUCGCUUUCCAAGGCAGCCGCGGGUAUCUGAGGCUGCCAGGCCCUGGCUGCUCCUGCCUCUUCUCCUUCGUAGUGUCCCAGUGUGGCCAGGAGGGCUCUGGUAGUGGCUUGGACCUUGUGUGCCAACCCUUAAGCAGACCUGGGCCUCACCGCCUCCACUGCCUGGGGCCACUCAGGGAGCGCCUCAGUAUCUGGGCAGCCAUGGAUUCUAUCCCAGGCCCAUCUUCAGGUCAGGGACACCACCUGACUGAUGAUUCCAGAGAGCCUGAGAAUUGGCAGAACACGGGAGAUUAUUCCAGAGAUGGAGUUUCACAGCCACAGAUGGCACUAGAGGAGGUGCCAGACCCACCAGCAAGCAGCCAAAGACAGUCACUCCCAGGAUCCUCGAGGGAACACUUGGCACAGUGGGAAGGAAGGAACCAGCCCUGCCUUCCAAACACAGAGCCUGACCAGGCACUGCCUUCUGCUAGCCAGAAACAUCUGAACAAGAAGCGUCCGGCACCUGCAGCCACUGUAAAAGUGAAAGAAAAGAGGCUCAGAACUCUAAACCUACAAGAGGGAGAAGAUUGGGAGCAAGAAAAUAAACAUGAAGACCUGGGCCCCAGACUGGGGCACAGUCCCUCAGUUCAAGCAGGCUUUGAAUCCCCGAGCCCUGAAGAGGUACCAGAUUACCUCCUGCAAUAUGGGGCCAUCCAGACUGCAGAGCAGCAACAUGCCUAUGAGCAGGACUUUGAGAGAGAUUAUGCUGAAUACCGCAUCCUGCAUGCUCGAUUUGGGGCUGCAAGCCAAAGAUUCCUAGAGCUGGGAGCAGAGAUCAAGAAAGUUCAGCGAGGAACUCCAGAACACAAGGUGCUGGAAGAAAAGAUAGUCCAGGAAUAUAAAAAGUUCCGAAAGCGGUACCCAGGUUACAGGGAAGAAAAGUGCCGCUGUGAGUACCUGCAUCAGAAAUUGUCCCACAUUAAAGGUCUCAUCCUGGAGUUUGAGGAAAAGAACAGGGGCAGCUGA